AUGCCGGCUACUGAUUCGCUUCAACCACCUUUGACCCCGGCUGAGCGGGCAGUUGUGAAGUCCUACGGCGGCUGGACAUACUUCUUGCAAAGCUUUGGGCUUAAGCCUUGGGAACCAGAAGACGCUGAGGAGGGAAAGAAAAUUCUGGAGGCCUUUGCUCGAAAUGAUGAAGCUUCUGGAUGA
Messenger RNA from Penicillium vulpinum, 183 nucleotides. RefSeq lists its product as uncharacterized. Lineage: Eukaryota; Fungi; Ascomycota; Eurotiomycetes; Eurotiales; Aspergillaceae. The transcript is spliced from 2 exons. The record is from RefSeq and is a predicted model, not a curated record. The coding region runs from base 1 to 183 and encodes 60 amino acids.